UAAACCGUCUAGCAAGAACCUAAAACGAACCCCUAACCAAUUUUUUAAAAUAAAUUCUUAACGGAAAUAUCGGUUUGGGUAUCAGGCAUGUCGGUGAAGCCUUUAGCUAACGUUUGUCUAACAGGAGUUUCGCCAAGUCAUAUUUAGACAACUUAAGUUAACUUAGUAUAAAUGUAACAUGUCUAUCGUCAUUGGCAUACUGUAUACAUCUAGCCAAAAUAUAACAACCUUUGCUUCACUUCGUGAAAAUUACAAGUUGUUUCUGGGGAAUCUCGCAAUCCUUCGAAUGACUGACUUGCGGUAGCUAGCUACCGUUAGCUGAUAUGGGCAUCAUCACCGCUAGCUAACUUUAGGGCCUUGUUGGUUUGGGAGCAUAUUUCAGCUAACGUUAGCGUCUUUAUUUGCUAGCUGUGCAUGUUUUAACGUUAUCUUAUGUUUACGUUAUUGCAAGCAAAUUUUAAAGCUAACAAAUUAAUUCAUUGCGGGCACUUAGCUAGCUGUAGUUCAUUAACGUUAGCUAACAGCUGGCUAUGUAGUUAACUAGUCAAAAACUUAGUUCGCAACUAACAUCGAGUUAGCUAGCCAGCUAACGUUAGCUGGCCAGCCAUAAAGUCAGUGAAUCCUUUUACUUUUCAGUCCAAAUAAAGGGGAUUUAAUUGAUACGCCUGUGCACAAGACUUAGUUAUUGAAAAUGACAUCCAGUCUCCCACGAUGGACUCAGAUAUACUGAAUAUAGAGGAAAUAGUGAUGGGGAAGGGGCCACCAGAUCCCCCUGCAGAACUGACCACUGAGAAACCAGCAGAACACUACAAACCCAUUGCCUCCUUCAAAGCACCACCUCCACCCACCAUUCAACCAUAUCAGCAUGAGAACCUGCAGUGUUUCCAGUGCUUCAUCACCUUCUGUAACUCCAAAGCCAAGGAGAGGCACAUGAAGAAGAGCCAUCGUGAGGAGUACAAGCAGCAGCUCCAGCAGGGAGAUACUCUGUUCACCUGCUAUGUGUGUGACCGUACCUUUCCGUCCUCGGAGGAGCUGACCCAGCACCAGGGCUCACACAACAAGGAGGACAAGCCCUUCAAGUGUCCCCACUGCCAGGAGAGCUUCCGCACCUUCUCUGAGCUGACGACCCACAGGAGACAGGUCUGUCCAGAGAGGCAAUUUGUGUGUAAGGACUGCAGUGAGACCUUCCGCAGCCCUGCCUUCCUUCGUACCCACCGCCUGGCCCAGCACCCCCGUCCAGAGGCAGAGGUGGAAGAGCCAGAUGACCCUACCAAGACCCACCGCUGUGGGAAGUGCAACCGGGGCUUCGAGACAGAGUCUGAGCUAAUAAUGCACCAGGAGAACCACGCCGGUGACCAGCACUGCAACGGCAGCACCUCACCCGCUAAGAAGCGCGGACGGCCCUUUAAAGCAGAGGACUCAACGGUCGGAGGGAAGAAGAGAAAGAAGAAGGAAGAGGGCACAGAGGAGGCGGAGACUGGAAACAAUGCAGAGGAGGCUGCAGCAGCUCUGGCUGAGACCAAGGGGAAAGCAGCAGGAGGCGGUGGCAGGCGGGGCCGUCCUAAAGCAGCAGCAGGCGAGGAGGCCGGAGAAGACGACAGUGAAGCCCCAGCAGAGGAGAAGAAACCCAAAGCGGCUCCCGCUCCGCCCAAGCAGCACCCCUGCCCCGAGUGUGAGCUCACGUUCCCUGCCCUGGCCCAGCUCCGCACCCACAAGAAGGAAAAGCACAUCCCACGUAAGGCCCACCCCUGCGGGGAGUGUGAGGAGAGCUUUGCCCGUCCCGAGCAGCUAGAAGCCCACAAGAACCGGGCACACAUCAAGGGGCGUUAUGCCUGCCCUACCUGUGGCAAGAGCUUUGGCCGAGAGAGCAACCUGAAGGGCCACCAGCAGAGCAGCCACCCAGAGGAGGAGGAGAAGCAAGAGGCAGCGGGCCGCAGCAAAAGAUAAUUCAGAAUAGGGAAGGGGGGAUUUUCUGUAAAGUGAUUGGGGAGGGGGGGGGGCGAAGAAUCGGGGAUAUUUUUUUUUUUUGAAUUUGGUCAAGGGUUUUUGUUGGUUUGAGGUUGGGUGUGAAAUUUUGAUCCUAAGUUUGAAGUGUUUUUAGAAUGUGAGGAAUUUCCUGCAGGAUUUUUAACAGGUGAGCUAAGGCGUCCCACUGAUUUUUCAGCGUUUGUCAUUUUUGGAUUGUGUUAGGAUGGUCAAGGCACAUAUCACACGUGGAGUGACUGACUUACUAAUCAAAAGAUGUAAGCUGUUGUUAAAUCCAUCUGUUAUACACCUGUGUCUUAUCUGAACUAAACAACAAUAAUUAGUUUUGGGCAUCAUGUUUGUUCCCUUCGAAUAAUAUCUUUAAAUGAUUAUCAUGAUAAUGGAGUUACUGUUUUUACAUUAUUUUUAGAGUAAAAUGCUUUUCAUGCUGUCUGACUAAUGGCGCUUUUCUUGUUUUAUGAUUUUUAUAUUGCUAAGUAUGUGUUCUGUAGUAGCAGAUGAAAUGCAGCUACCGUGCAUUUUAUAAAACCUGUUGGGGAUUUUUACUUUUUGAAAGAGCUUCUUGUGAUAAGUGAACAUGGAUUGGAAUGUUUGGGAGUUACAUAAUGUCUCUUAGAAAUUGCAUCUAUAUAUACGGUUUCUGGUGCAUUGUAAUGCAAAACUGUUUCUAUUAUGAUUAACUUCUUAAUUAUACUGCUAUUAAAUGCGCAGGGUAUAAAAAAAUAUCAAUGUAUUUAUCCUCUUAAGUUAGUUUGGUUUAGGCCCAAUGGUUCUUCUUUGGUGUCAUGCAUGGAUUUUAACAUGCCAUUCUAAACCAUGGUUGUAAUGAAGACAUAGUCAGACUCAAAUUAAGAUAAUCCAGCCACCAGCUACACCUUGUCACCUGUAUUUUUGAUUUGUUAUACUUGAUUUAAAUGUCAUAGAUACCUCUAAUGAACUUUCCAUAAAUGAUUUGCUUAGUUUGGCAUGAUGACGAAAUGACCUGAGGCCUGAAUGGACGUGUUCUUAUUUUCAUUAUUCUCCCCAUGUAACAUGCCUGGACACUGCCAAUAUGUAAUAAAGGUGCCCCAAGGGCUGCUACAGAAUUA
Salvelinus fontinalis (brook trout) is the source of this 3074-nucleotide messenger RNA. RefSeq names its product zinc finger protein 574-like. Lineage: Eukaryota; Metazoa; Chordata; Actinopteri; Salmoniformes; Salmonidae. The transcript has 5 exons. The coding region runs from base 712 to 1947 and encodes 411 amino acids. The record is from RefSeq and is a predicted model, not a curated record.